GCGCCGUACUCCCCCUCAUAGCCAGAAUUAGAGACCAGCCGGGUGCUGGGAGGUUAACGAGGCCGGCUAGUCCCGCCCCCGUAUUGAGCGCGGUGCUUCUCUUCCGCUCCGGGUGGGGUCUGCUUCCCUUUCCGGGCGGGCAGGCAGCGAACCCCAGUGUCUUUAUCCCUCUUUUGCACAGAGUCAGCUUCUGCAGCUCUCCCUGGCUGGCAUGGCAGCGUGGAGGAGUUGGGCCGCUCUGCGGCUCUGCGCCACAGUUGUUUUACUUGAUAUGGUCGUCUGUAAAGGAUUUGUAGAAGAUUUAGACGAAUCGUUUAAAGAAAAUCGAAAUGAUGACAUUUGGCUUGUAGAUUUUUAUGCACCAUGGUGUGGCCAUUGUAAAAAGCUGGAACCGAUUUGGAAUGAAGUUGGUCUUGAGAUGAAAAGCAUUGGUUCUCCAGUUAAGGUUGGAAAGAUGGAUGCUACUUCCUAUUCUAAUUAAAAGGGGACUUGGCAUAUAAUUAUAGAGGACCACGAACAAAAGAUGAUAUUAUUGAGUUUGCUCACAGGGUAUCUGGGGCUCUAAUUCGGCCACUUCCAAGUCAACAAAUGUUUGAACAUAUGCAGAAGAGACACCGUGUAUUUUUUGUUUAUAUAGGUGGAGAAUCACCUUUGAAAGAGAAAUACAUAGAUGCUGCUUCAGAAUUGAUUGUAUAUACGUACUUCUUUUCUGCCUCAGAAGAAGUGGUUCCUGAGUAUGUGACACUAAAAGAGAUGCCGGCUGUGCUUGUUUUCAAAGACGAAACUUACUUUGUUUAUGACGAGUAUGAAGAUGGUGAUCUGUCAUCAUGGAUCAACAGGGAAAGGUUUCAGAAUUACCUUGCUAUGGAUGGCUUCCUCUUAUAUGAACUUGGAGACACAGGAAAGCUUGUGGCUCUUGCAGUUAUUGAUGAGAAAAAUACAUCAGUUGAACAUGCCAGAUUGAAGUCAAUUAUUCAGGAAGUUGCAAGAGAUUACAGAGACCUCUUCCAUAGGGAUUUUCAAUUUGGCCAUAUGGAUGGAAAUGACUACAUAAAUACCUUGCUGAUGGAUGAAUUGACAGUCCCAACUGUAGUUGUACUGAAUACUUCAAACCAACAAUAUUUCUUGCUGGAUAGACAGAUUAAGAAUGUUGAAGACAUGGUCCAGUUUAUAAAUAACAUUUUGGAUGGCACAGUAGAAGCCCAAGGAGGUGAUAGCAUUUUGCAGAGAUUGAAAAGAAUAGUAUUUGAUGCCAAAUCUACUAUUGUGUCUAUAUUCAAGAGCUCACCACUGAUGGGCUGCUUUCUCUUUGGCCUGCCACUGGGUGUCAUCAGUAUCAUGUGCUAUGGAAUCUACACAGCCGACACAGAUGGAGGUUAUAUAGAAGAACGAUAUGAAGUGUCUAAAAGUGAAAAUGAAAACCAAGAACAGAUAGGAGAGAGCAAAGAACAGCAGGAGCCAAGCAGCGGAGAAUCUGUGGUGCCUACAGUGCAGGAGCCCAAGGAUGUAUUAGAAAAGAAGAAAGAUUGAGACUUGAUUACUAUAAAAUAUUUGAUAGGACUUCAAAUUAUUAAAGAGUCUAUUUAUUGAAUUUAGACAUUUAAUCAUGAUCUUUACAGAAAAGAACAUGUUAUUUGUAUUUUGCUAAUAUCAACUGCAUGGAUUAAAGUAGUCCCUCCAUACAUGGGGAAGUGUUUGGAGCAAAGAGAUGAACAGUUUGUCUGAAACAAACACAGAGCACUCCAUCAAAAUUUACCUGAUAUUUGUGAUUAGAACACAUCAGUUCUAUUUGCAUGUUUCUCUAUCUGAAUAUUCUGUGACAAAAAGUUAAGAUUCUUGGGCAGAAUAUUUAAAUUGGUGAGUCAGGUAGAAGAUACAUGUGUGAUAUAGAAAAGUAAUGCCUCCCCUGCUGCCAUUCAUUUGCCUCAUAUAUUUUGGAUAAUAUUUAUAUGGACAAAAGUAAGUCCUUAAAAUUUAGGCACUUUAAGGAGAACUAAUAACUUUUUCCAUGUAUCAAAUUAAGAUUGAGGUUAAAAAUAAUGUGGUUUUAUAUAGCAUAGUGAUUUUAUUUUGUUAGUUAUUUUUAAAGGAGAAGAAAUGUUACUUUUUAACUUUAUACUCAGUUGCAUUAUCAUAAAAUUUUCAUAUGGACCUAGAUAAUGGGGAAAAAAGUCUUGUGAUUGACUUUCGCAAAAUGAACAGGGUUUACUGAGAGUAGAGGUUUCAACCCAUUCCUUGGAUUACUCUUAACGGGUAUUUCAUCUGUCAUUGUAGGUUGGGAAGGGUCUCUGUUAAUCCUACCCUGCUUUAGCCAGAACAGCCUAGUAUUUUAUUUCUAUUUUAUAUAUUGAGAUUUCUUCUAACAUUUCCUUUGAUAAAAAUCUUCUGCUUUUUGAAAAGUAGUAUGUAUCAUAUUUUUAUGUUUACAGUGUGUUAACUUUAUGGUAACUUAUACUCCAGAAUACGUAUGUUUGUACCCACAAACACGUAAAGUUUAUUGACACAUCUAUUAUGUAAUGCUGUAGACCUGUCCAUGUCUGUUUCAUAAUGAAUAAUGAGUGACAUCAGCAUGUCCAGUGACAAGUCACAUCCAGUGGGAAAAAAGUGAUCAGCCGGUUACCUUCUCCAUUUCCUUAGUUCUGUCACCCAUUUCAUCAAGUGACCUCUCAUCUUCUGUAAACUAAUACAGGAAUUCUAUCCAAAGCAAUGUCUAAAAACCCUUUUUUUAAAAGUAACAGUUUGGUAUGCUUAUUGUAGAUAAAUUAUUUUUGAGGCCUUCAUUUUAGCUAAGUUUAGAAUUUAUGUUAGGCAACUAAGAUUUGAGUGGCUAUUCAUUGAGUAAUUUUCUACUAUAUUUUAUUGAACAUUUAUUUAAAAAUAUGUAACUCAUGGUCAAAAAAUAGGUGAUUCAUGGUCCCGACACUGAAGUUGUUUAGCGAUUUAGUCAUCAAGGGCAGUCUUCUCUUGUUUCUAAUGCCAUACUAAUCAAGACAGUAUGGACACUUGUAUCUUAAUUACCAAGGAAUUACUAGUAAUUGUUUUAUUUUAUCCAUGUACUCUUAGUAUUUAAUAAUUAAAUACCUAUUCUUAGUGCUUGACACUCCAUAUUUCUGUUUUUUGGAAAUGAAACAAAUAUGCAGUCCAAAAUUCAGAAACUACUAGAGUGAAAUGCUGUUAAGUGGAAACCGGAGAUAAAUGCUGUUAUUUUAACAAGUAGAUUCUUUUCCAAAGAAUAAUGAGUGAUUCUUGGGAAGAUAAAUUUUAAUGUUCCCAAUAGUCAAGCUUGUUUUGUAGUAGUGAAAAGCUUACAUGAGUACGGGUGCCUCAUUUGAAACUCAGCCUAGUAAGGAAGUGAAAACUUAGCAGUCAGUGACAUGGGGAAAUAGCUGUAGAAAGUGUCAUCUAUUUUUUUCGUAUUUAUAGUUAAUCAUCUGCAUAUUUUUGUCUUGUUGAUCAUUACCUGUAAAUGAAAGACCUUAAUAGGAAAAAAAAAAAAAGAGUAAAGCUCAGUGUGAAUGCAAAUAUCCAGUGAUCUUCCUUUGUAUUCUGUGAUGUUCUUUAUAAAUGAAUGCCUCAGUUCUCUGCUACCCUUUUCACAGCUUUGUACUGUUGCCUUAUAUUGUUUGUGCUUUUAAAGUGUGUCUAUUGGGAAAACAAAAUGUGUAGGUGGUUUGUAAGUGAAUAAUUUUUAUUUCUUUUUGUAUUAAAAUUUUGCUUUUUUUUCUACUUUGGGAGAUGUUUUUUACAUUGUCAGACUACUCACAAAACAGAUUUUAAAAUUUGUUUGCUCGUGUGCUUUUCCCUUCAAUGUGAUAUCAGAGAUUACUAUGAAUGUUAGUUUCAUUCCAUGAAAAAUUACUUCCAUAUAAAGAUAGAUCUCUUAAUAAGUGAAUCUAGUGGAAGAACAUAGGUAUCAUUCUAAUUCCAUGAUGAAUUUUGUCAUGAUUCUAUGUGAAUAAUGGGGUCCUUCAGGAAGCUGGAGCUUUUAAUUGCAGUGAAGUUCUCUAUAACUUCUAAAUUCAGAUUUCUAGAUCCUUGCUUUUGCAGAAUUUGGUGCUCAGAUAAUAUUUAAGGAUAUUUCAGCGAGACAAACUGCAUGUUUUUAUCAAGUACCCUGUGCACCGCAUUAUAUCUGGCAAUUCUUUUUGUUUCAUUAUAUGCAUCAAUAUUUUUCUCAGCUACUAUUACCUGAAACUUGUUUAACAUGUAUUAGACCUAGAAUUUUCAUUUUCUUUCUCACAUAGUUGCUUCCUGGUAUCUGAUUGAAAAAUAACAUUAAAAUGCCAAAUACCUGUGGGAUUUAAGGAAGGGUCUAUAUGAGUAGGUAAAUUAGCAGUAUUGUUUUUGUUUAGUGGAUUUUGUUAGUGACUUUUUUUGUGUUUUGCUUUGGGGCCUUUUUAUUUUGGUGUUGUAAAAAGUAACAGAUAUUUUCAUCAUUGCUUCAUAUGACAUGGAGUUAGGACAGGGAAAAAUCAUUCAACUAUUCUUAUGCAUUAAGAGAUCAAAUAAACCAGUGUGGGAUAUUAAGACUAUCAAUUGGUGGGAUUAGGCUUGCCAUUUUAUUUUUAUAAAUAUAUAUUUUUUCUGAAUGUGUCUGAGUCCAAGAGUGGGCAAAAAAUAAUUUUCUACUUUGGACUAAUCUAUAGAGGUUUUUGAAAGUCUGCAUUACUAACUUGUUGAAUUCAUGAUAUUCUGCCUAUGGCACAAAUUGUAAACCUUUGUUUUUCUAAAAUAAAGUAAUUGAAAACCUGUAA
Macaca mulatta (Rhesus monkey) is the source of this 4754-nucleotide messenger RNA. It is a transcript of the gene TMX3, whose product is annotated as thioredoxin related transmembrane protein 3. Lineage: Eukaryota; Metazoa; Chordata; Mammalia; Primates; Cercopithecidae. The record is from RefSeq and is a predicted model, not a curated record. Gene Ontology annotation, cellular component: cell surface; endoplasmic reticulum.